Messenger RNA from Lytechinus pictus (painted urchin), 6578 nucleotides. Its product is annotated as origin recognition complex subunit 5-like. Gene Ontology annotation, biological process: DNA replication initiation; DNA replication. Gene Ontology annotation, cellular component: nuclear origin of replication recognition complex; nucleus. NCBI's taxonomy places the organism in Eukaryota, Metazoa, Echinodermata, Echinoidea, Temnopleuroida, Toxopneustidae. Gene Ontology annotation, molecular function: DNA replication origin binding. The transcript has 10 exons. The coding region runs from base 235 to 1590 and encodes 451 amino acids. The record is from RefSeq and is a predicted model, not a curated record.
UCAGCACUAGCGCUAGCCAGAGCCUCGUACCGUACUAUAUACUCGGUACCGUGGCGCGCCAUUUGAUUGUGAGCGCGGCCGAGGUCGAUCGAGAGCUAGAGCUAGAGCGGCACACACAUUAUAUUACGGUAAUACGGUAUACCGGGGGAGCGUUUCAUCAAUAUUUUCAUCCGACAAGUUGUCAGAUCUGACAUCUUUCCAUCAUCAUCAUCAUCAUCUGUACGGGAGGGAGUGAUGGCAGCAAAGGGGAAAUCAAGAUUUAUUGAUGUGAAAGCUCUUGCAAAUGAGCUGGAAGAGGAAUUGCCAUGCAGAGGGAGACAGAUUGCAUUGUUGUUAUCACUAGCAGGCCAGCCGAACCAUACUACCUGUCCAGCCGUCUUUGGCUAUGGCCACUCUGCAACGGGAAAGUCUGCUGUUGUGCAGUCUGUGCUGGAAUCCAUCUCUGCCCCAAGAGCCAUUGUGAACUGUGUAGAAUGGCAAGGUCAGAAGCAGCUUUUUGAAGAGAUUCUCAACCAGGUAGCAGAGGCUGGGCCUAGCCCUGAGAAUGGUUUCACACAGUAUGCUCGGUGUGACAAUGCCAAUGACUUUGUCAGGUUGCUCAAAGGAGUGGUCCAGGAGAAAGAGAUUGAGGAGACUGUGUAUAUUGUCUUAGAUAAGGCCGAAAGGUUAAGAUUCAUGGAGGGACACAUCCUACCAGCCUUUCUACGACUGUCAGAGCUAUCUCAGUGUAAUGUGUGUGUCAUCAUGCUAAGUCAGAUAGUGUGGGAGAAGUUUAGAUGUGGCACAGGCUACUGUGAACCUGUCAUUGUUCAUUUUCCUGACUAUACCAAGAAUGAAAUCUUGGAAAUCAUUGCAUCACACCCUCCAGCUGGCUAUAGGUGUACCUUCUAUGCUUCCUAUGUGAAUCUUCUUCUAAGCAUCUUCUAUAUGGCCUGUAGGGACCUCAAUGAAAUCAGGCAUUUGGCCGAACUCAACUUUCCAAAGUACAUUGAACCCAUUACCAAAGGGGAAGCCACAGUUGAUGAUGCACAUAAACUGUGGAGGAAUAUUGAACCUCAUCUCAAGAAAGCUCUUCAGACCAUCUACCUCAGAGAAGUCUCCAGUGCACAGUGGGAGAAAUAUCAGCAGGAAGUAUCUGGUCAGGCUUGCCUUCCCAACAUGCUCUCUGCCCGAGCCCAUGUCGAGCUACCAUUCUACUCUAAGUUUCUUUUAAUAGCAGCAUACCUUGCCUCCUAUAAUCCUGCCAGGACGGAUAGGCGUUUCUUUGCAAAGCAUCAUGGGAAAAUCAAGAAGACUGCAAGGAUAUCCAAGAAGAAGGAGACCAGCAACCAGUUACUGGGUCCCAAGGCAUUCCCUCUAGACAGACUAAUGGCUAUCUUCUAUAGUGUUGUAGAUGCAAGGGUCGCACCAUCUGCAAAUAUCUUCUCUCAGAUCUCUUCUUUAGUGACCUUGCAACUUCUAUCCCAUGUUGGACAUGAUGAUCAGCUAGAUGUUCCAAAGUAUAAAUGCACAGUCUCUCUGGACUUCAUCAGGUCUAUAGCAAGGACAGUGAAUUUUGACAUCAUAAGAUACCUGUACGACUUUGUAUGAAGAAGUCUACUUGACCCUCCUGGUAUACGUGAGUCUAUGAAGAAAUGUUGGAAGUGUGUGUUGGUGUUGGAUGGAUGACUGUCUGACUUGGGUACAUUGCUAAAGAUCAUGUUAUGGAAAAGAAGUAACUACCUUAGAUUGCCUAAACCCAUUCUUAAACAGUUCACCUUGAUAUUUUGCUAUAAUUUGUUUGUUUUGAAGGUAAUAAAAUUGCCAGAAAGGCAAACAUUUUGUGUAUUUUAGGUGCCUUAUUCACUGGUUAAUAAUGAAGUUGAUGAUUUGAUAAUCAAGACUUGUAAGUAAAGUGUGUAAUCGUCAAAAGCAAUGUAAUUGAUACAUUUUUAGUUUUGAAAGAAUAUUUGAUAAAUAUUUUCUUGUCUUUUCAAUUUUCCGAUUAGUUGGCAAUUAGUUUGGUUUUCUAAUAAUUAGUCCAUGAAAGUUAAUGGGAGGAUAUUAUUAAAAAAGACAUUCUUCAUACAGAGAGUAAAAUGUAUUAACUGAUCAAAUGUUUGUCCAUUUGGUUUCAACUCUUGUGGGAUUUCAAAGGGGCUUUCUAACCUCCCGUUGUUUGUGUCUUUGUUGAAAAUGGUGAAUUUAAAUGGAUACAUGCUAGGCCUAAUCAGAAUUACUGUUAAAAGCUGCUUGAAGUUGUUUAAAAUUUCAUAAUAAAGAAAUGGAUGACUUUUAAAAUGCAAUGGACAAGAUGCCUUUUGAAGGCUAAUGGACUAUAGCAGCAAGAUAAGCUCAUGCAAUCUUCAUUUUAUCUGUCUAAUAUUGAAUAGUUGUCUAAUAGUUGUCACAAAGGUAGUUUGCAUAUUACACAAUCAUUACAACACCUAUGGUACAACUUUAUUUUACAUAUUUUUUAGUGUGACUUGGGCAUUAUUUUACCUGAUCAGGGUCAACAAGGCUUUAAAUUUUCAUUUUCACACUUCAUAGUUUGGUUUUGAACAGUGGUAUUUUUAGAAUAUCUCUGAUUGUCAUGUAUGUAUAUUAGGUCAAAAUAUUUUUUGAUACAUGAGGCUUACUAUCUUAUUAUGAUAUUGUAUAUGGAGAAUAAAAGAAAUGAAUUUUUGAUAAUGAAAAUGUCUUCCAUUUCCAAAGCAUCUUCCCACUCUUUCUAUUGGAAUAUGGAGCUGUUUCAGCUUUACUUAAAUUAUCAAAGGUUGAAGUGCUAACAUUAUAUAUCUAUUGUCAAUAUAUUUAGUGCAAAGUGUCUCCUAUUCCUCAUUCUGAAUGAGAUUAUGAGAAGAUCUUUCACACUUUUAAGCCAUGAAAAACUUUUAGCUAGCAUUUUGGCUCCUCAUAUUUCAGUAUUAUAUAAAGUUUAGUUGUGCAAAGCUUGUUAAAAAGCUCUCAAUUUUUUUCUAUGUUGAUUUUUGAUUGACUAUCUUUCUGGUAUCUCGCCAAGUGUUGUACCACCAUAUCCAUUGUAGAGUGAACAUUCACCUUAUCAUUCUCUGAAAAUGAGUGAACUUUCAACGUACCCUAAGAAAUUAUCUAAAAAAACAAAAUGUUCAAGUUUCAAAUUAUUAAUGAUCCUUCCAAAACCUCAAAAGGGCGUACAAGGGUGCAAUACAAUGGUUUAUUUACAAUUUGUCUAAUUGCCAAUUCGUCCACACUCCAUUAUGUCUAAUAAUCAGUUGGUCCAAUAGCCAUUUAGUUGGUCUAAUUCGAUAAGUGUUAAUUGGGCGAAAUUAAUGAAAAGAAAAUGGGUAUGAGACCAACUUGUUAUUAGAUGAAAUGGUCAUAGAUGAACUGGUGAUUAGACGAAGUGAUGAUUGGACCAAAUGGUUAUUGACCAAAUGGUUGUUAGACGAAAUGUUGAUUGACAGAAUGACAUGAGACUGAAUGAAAGUAGACCAUGUGGUGAGUGGACGAGUAGGCAGUAGAUGAAUUGGCAAUUUACCAAUACAAUGAAUACAUAAAACUAAGAUGUCGACCUUAGGUUCGCGAAAGAGCCUCCUGUGAUGAUCUAGAGACACUUGCACAACUUGUAGCUCCUGUCUGACAUUUUUUGAUUGGGUCAAGUUUUUUCAUCAAGUUUUGUGAGCACUUUGUCAAAAGCAGAUUCAACCAGCUUGAUUAGGAUAAAUACCAUGAUUUCAAGCGUAAUUUUCACAAUGCUCUAGACAAGGCUGAGAUUCGAAGAUCGCUGCAACUGAGCUUGAGCCUGAGGCAAAGCUGUAGUAGCUUUAUCAUUAUCCAACAAUGAGCUUGCAAUGGAUAGCUUUUUUUGAAGAGUGGACUUAUUAGUUAAAAACAGUUGACUCAUGAAUAAAAUAACAUACUUAAUCAUGGCAACAGGUGUCAAUUUGGAGCACUGUGACAAAAUCGUGCAUCAGAAUUUGACAUUUUUUAAUAUACUCGGUAAAUAAGCAUAAUUCAUACAGGAAAUCUGCAUAAAACAUGGGUUCAACCGAUGGUUUUAAAAACCACCUUUGUGGGUGAAUUCCCACUGUUCACACUCCCUAGAUUCAGAGAAUUUGAAUUGGCGCUCAUUGUCAGUCAUAAGGAAAUCGGGAAUACCAAAUUCCUGAAAUGAAUGACUGUGUGGGCACGCCCCUGGGAACGAUUUCUUUUACUGAGGGUGCUGAUGUAAAUUUGAAAAAAAAAGCUUUUCACUCCGAAUUGGAGGUCAAAUAAUCGGUCUCGAGAAAUUUGAAAAGCAAAAAAAAAUAUUUCACUACAAAAUGAAGCCCAGUUUGGUUACAUUUUUUUAUAUUUACACAUCUUCCAGAAUACUUGGGGGUGCUGCCUAUGGAGAAUAAUAGACUCAGCACCCCCAAGGAAAUUUUUGUGCCAUUUCAGGCCCAAGGCCAUGUGUCUGUGCUGUUGAGUCUGGAAUUGUUUGUCCCUCUGCAAACUUUUAGAAACCAGUAGUAGAGUACUACAGUAGGAAAUUUUUUUCAGCUCAUCCGGCCCGAUUGGCGAGAUGAGCUUAACCCAUGGUGUGGCGUCCGUCGUCUGUCAUCUGUCGUCCGUCCACAAUUUCAAAAUGAUUCUUCUUCGCUAUUUCAAGUCCGAUUUAAAUUCUGUUUGCUUUAUAUGAUAGCACUAGGUGGGGGAUUCAAAAUUUCUACACAGAAUUUUGAAACUCAUUAAAUAUGCUAAUUUAAGCGCAUUUUUCAAAAUUCACAAAAAAUGCUUCGUCUUUAUUUGUCGACCGAUUUUGAUUUUUUUGCUUCCAUCUGGUAGAGCUUCAUGAGGUUCACCAAACUUCUACACAGAAUUUUGAAAUUUUGACUAGAAAAUUAUUUAUGCUAAUUUAUACAAAAUUAAUUCAUAAAUCACAAAAAUUCCUUUCCCCCUUGUUGAUCAAUUACAAUUUAAACAUAUAAUUUUGAAACUCAUUAAAUAUGCUAAUUUAUGCAUAUUUUUCAAAACUCGCAAAAAAUACUUAUUUAUUUGUUGACUGAUUUUGAUUUUUUUCGUUCCAACUGAGAGCUACAUGAGGUUUACUAAGGUUUUACACAGAAUUUAGAAAUAAUUACCAAAAUACCAACCCAUCGAUGUUUGUGUCUUGAAACUGAUUAUUACAUGUAUUUACAAUGAUAACCUCAGAGGGAAAAAAUGAAAUAAAGAGAAUAAAAUUAAGUGAAAAUCUAAUUUCGAUUAAACUCAAGCACAUAUCUCGAUGAAUGGGCAUCCCUGGGCACUUCAAAUGAGUUGGGUUUUGGUGGAAAAAACAUGCUCAUUCAAAUCAAGAUUAAUCUCUGCUAAUGAUCCAAAAAUAUGAAAUUAAUACUAAAAGUUAAUGAGAAUUUAUAAAAAAAGGGACAUAAAUAACCUAUAUUUUAGUGAGUCUUGGCGAAACAUAUAUGGUUUCAAUUGUUAAAAUAAAGAUAAUUCAGUUUUAACAACUGCACAGGCUCAUGAUAAUUAGCUUUAUAAUGUGCAAUCCCAGUUCAUUUGCUUGUUUGCAAAUAGUUACUCCACUGAAUGAGGAUUGCUUUGGACAGCCAAGGACAGCAGCUUUGAAGCCUGUACAUUACAUAGUGACAUGUCUGUCGCUUCCAGUUAAAUUGCAAUAAGCGACACUGUCGGUUCUUAAACUACUGUGUUGAGCUGAGUAACACAAAGAUUAGCGAUCAAUUGCUGAAUAGACUGACAAAUCAAGAUCAAUGUUACACACGCAUUUAGUUGAAAAUUCUGACCUGGAACCAAUCAGAAGUGUCCUUUUAUAUUUGCUAUUCAUCGCUAAGCUUUGUGUUACUGGGUCCUGAUCGUAAAAACAUUGGCUGAAUAUCUAGUGCUGGUAACUCCUAGGUUUGACUGGCAUCAAUAAAAAAUGAUGCAUAAUUCCUAGGGGUCAGUAGGGGUGUCUAACAAGUGGCUGCUGCAUUAUACACACUUUGUUUAUCAUAAAGUUUAGAUGGUAGUGGUAGUCUGUAUGUCGAUCUCCAAAAUCAAAAGCUUCAUGUUUAAAUUUUAAUACAACUGGCAUUAACUGACCAUGGCAUGAUAAUAUAAAAGUCAUAUUCAAUAUCAAUGUCAUCAACAGCUAUAUAUUACCUUUCCUUUGACAUUCAGAAAAGUGCAAAUAGUAUCUUUAAUCAAGUAUUUUUUUGCAGGACUCAAAGAUCUUGUGUUUGACUAUCAAAUGCAGUUUUGCGAUUUCUGUAUGGACAGAAUUACACUUCUGUAAAAGAAAUUGUUAGCUUAUCAUUGUGUCAAAGUUUUUUUAAAUAUUAAUCUGAGAAAAUAUUAUUGGUUUUAAUUACUGAUUGUGCUUCAUUUACAAAUUAGAAAUAAAGGGAAGGUAUUUUUUCAAGAAAUAUAAACUGUGGUUGUCUGUAUUUGUUUCUCAAACAUAUUAGUAGUUGAAUGCUGAUCAAUGAGUUCUAUUCAGAUUAUUUUACUUGAUAUGAAAAGUUGUCGACAGAAUUGUCUUGACGAGCAAGCAAGCAACGCACAAAUUUUUCUCACUUUCCAAAAUGUCACGAUAGCGUCAAGUAAAGGAACCAAAUGCCUCCCAGAAAUCUGCC